GCUCGAGCGUAAAUCUGGGAGGACUCCGAAGCUCGCGCGCCUUCUCUCGCCGAGCAACAAGACAAUAAACACUGAAAAGCCACGGGACAGAGAAAAGCCAGAGUUCCCCGGUGGAGUAACAUUGGCCACUGAAGACACGUCGCUGUCAUCGAAGAGUGAACCAGUAGCCAUGUAUCUGAACAGAGAAGAGGACAAGAACAAAGGCUCGGUGGCACUGAGUGUGUUCCUGGUGUCACUGGCAGUAACAGUGUGUGCUGUUUGGCUGGUGGCUCUCUGUGGCGUCUGUGGUUGGUGUCAGCGCAAGGUGGGGAAAAGGGGAAAACCAGGACUGGAGUCAGUGGGCACUCCAGACUCUGCGCGAGGCCGAGGAGAGAAGAAAGCCAUCAAUGAUCUAGACAGAGACUUUUGGAAUAACAAUGACAGCAAUUCAGAGCAGCAGCGAUGGAGCUCCUACCCACCCAAGGAGUUUGUACUAAACAUUUCUCCCUAUGCCCCUUAUGGAGACCCUCGCCUCACACUCAACGGUGCUGUCCCCGGGGGGCAGAAGGGGUCAGUGGGGGGGGAUGGAGGUGGUCCAUCCCGCAGAGACAGUGUGAAGAGCACGAUGAUGAGUGGGAGUAAGACCGGCAGGUGGCAGACGGUGCAGAGCCACAUGCGCUCUGGAGACCUGAAGAACGGCAAUUUCACAGACCCCGCCCUCUCCUCUCUGGAGCACACCCCAACACCGGGGGCGACACCUCGCCCGCGCACCCUCCUGCGGCACCAGAGCCUCCAGCAGCCCCUCAUCCACCCACUGUCCUCGGGCCUGGAAAGUCAGUCCAGCAACUCCCAGAGCCUGGGCCAGCUCAACCCCCAAACCACCACUGCUGGUGGAGGGGGUGGAGGGGAACUCCCAGAGGGAGGGGGCGGAGCAGCAACCAGGUCUUAUCGUAGCGGAACAGGAACGCGGGCCUCUAGAAGCAGCACCGCGGGGGGCGGAGCCUCACGCUAUAGGUCGGGAGGCACAGGGAACCGGGCCUUGCGAGGGACUCCGGGCAGCUGGGAGUACGUGAUGAGCCAGAUCAAGAACCGUGGCCUGGAUGUCAAAUCUUUCCUAGAGGGGAAGAUGGUCGUUCUCUCUCUGGCAAUUGGAUUAGCUGAACAGGAUGACUUUGCCAAUCUACCUGACCUACAGGAGGUACCACCCAGUCAAGAAACCCUUCCUGACAUGAGUAGGACUGUAGGCAAUAAGCCCGGAAACAGCCCAAAGGGUCAUCCCCCAGACGCUGAUGGACACUCCUCUGUGUCUGACCUCGCUAACUCUCUCACUGGCGACAUGGUGAUGUUGUCUCCUGGUUCGGAUGAAGACCACGAAGGUCCGAUCAGUGAGAAGCUGGGCAAGAUCCAAUUCAGUGUGGGAUACAGUUUCCAGGACUCCACUCUUACUGUCAAAAUCAUGAAAGGCCAAGACCUGCCUGCUAAAGACUUCUCCGGAACCUCCGACCCAUUUGUAAAAAUAUACCUGUUGCCUGACAAAAAGCACAAACUAGAGACCAAAGUUAAGAGGAAGAACCUUAAUCCUCACUGGAAUGAGACCUUCCUGUUUGAAGGCUUCCCUUACGAGAAGGUGAGAGAGCGCACGCUCUACAUGCAGGUGCUGGACUAUGACCGCUUCAGCAGGAACGACCCCAUAGGAGAGGUGUCCAUCCCGCUGAACAAAGUGGAGCUGGGCCAGAACCAGCCCACGUGGAAGGACCUGAAACCAUGCAGUGACGGCAGUGGCAGUCGAGGAGACCUGCUUGUUUCUCUGUGUUAUAAUCCUACUGCUAACAUCAUCACUGUCAAUAUUAUCAAAGGACGCAACCUUAAAGCCAUGGACAUUGGAGGCACUUCAGACCCCUAUGUAAAGGUGUGGCUCAUGCACAAAGACAAGCGUGUAGAGAAGAAGAAGACGGUGACCAUUAAACGCUGUUUGAACCCUGUCUUUAACGAGUCUUUCCCCUUCGACGUUCCCGCACAUGUGCUCCGAGAGACCACCAUAAUCAUCACCGUCAUGGACAAGGACCGGCUGAGCCGCAAUGAUGUCAUCGGCAAGAUUUAUCUGUCAUGGAAGAGUGGCCCAGCAGAAGUGAAGCACUGGAAGGACAUGCUGAGCAGGCCCCGCACCAAUGUGGCCCAGUGGCACGCCCUCAAAGCCUAGUCACACCCACCUCAGCCUGCUCCUCCCCCACCCCAUAACCUCAGCCUUUCACCCUUGAGCUCCAGCACCCUCCUUAUGCACAAGACUGAAUUGUUGCCAGGCUGCAAAACACGGGUACUUUUAGCCGUCCCCUCCUGUAACCUUUUACCGCUGACCUUUUGCUUCUAUCUUUUAUGAGCCCUUGUCUUUUCCUUUUCUCUUCCUAGUUCCUGUCUCUUUCUUCCUCUUUUUUUCUGUUUGGUUAUUUUUCCUCAUCCAACUCUUUUUGGGUGUGUGCUGUAAUUUUGGUAACAUGUUUUGUUAAGCUCUGCAUAUGAGGUGAACAUAAGCCUUCAGUUAAGUUAGCUGACCUUUUGUAACUAUAAGCAAAUAACAAUUCUUGACUGGUCAGUAUACCUAUUGAUACAGUUAAAUGAAUUAAACGAAGCCAUUUAAGAAGAGCCAAUAUGCAAACUUUAAUGUAAUAUGUUACCAAUGUUUCUUAAUGUACCUUUUUCUCUGUCCAUUCUCACCCCCUGACCUAUAUAAAAGAUGUCCUUGUUCUUGAGGUCAGACAUCCCUUGUUCCUGCUUCCAUUCCACAUCCCUGAUUUCCUAUCUUCUCUCCUUCUCCCUCACUUUCUGUGCUCCUCUCUCCUUUCCUCUCAUGCUCCUUGUGGGUGGAGUAUCACUAUUUAAUUAACUUAAGGUGAGGUCAGCUGGAGGCUCAUAGGAGCUCCUUUAUUAUGAAUGGAAAGAUCUACAGGCCAUAUUCUUUAAUCCACAAAGGGGCAUGGUGGACCUUCAGAUGAGCUUCAGCCAUCAUUGCUAUUCUUUUAUGCUG
This is a messenger RNA of Electrophorus electricus (electric eel), 3001 nucleotides long. It is a transcript of the gene syt7a, whose product is annotated as synaptotagmin VIIa. The record is from RefSeq and is a predicted model, not a curated record. Gene Ontology annotation, biological process: calcium ion-regulated exocytosis of neurotransmitter; vesicle fusion. Gene Ontology annotation, molecular function: clathrin binding; calcium ion binding; SNARE binding. Gene Ontology annotation, cellular component: plasma membrane; axon; synaptic vesicle. NCBI's taxonomy places the organism in Eukaryota, Metazoa, Chordata, Actinopteri, Gymnotiformes, Gymnotidae.